AUGGCUCUGAACUAUUCUCAGCGGCCAGUUUUUCCUGCUCAUACAUCCGAAGACAAUCUGAUUUCACCCUUGAGGAUCGUGAAUGGGUAUGUCGUGGAAGGCAUGUCAGACAGAGGGGGAGAAAGCUUCGUGAAGCCUAGACAUGGUAAUGGAGAGAUCCAUGAUCGUUUUGGUGGUUCACCAGAUCCAGUUUCUACAGACAUAAUCGACUUAUUACCUUCAGAUCCAUUUGGUAUGGAGAUCGAUAUCAGCACAACUUUCACAGCCAUCACCGGGUGGCUUGAAGAUUUUGAAGUGGACUACGUGCAAUAUGUCAGAAACAACAUUGCCAACACAAAUGAAGAUUACAGAUUAUAUGCAGGUCUCAAUCUGAUCUGGAACAGUGCCCUGAGGUUUCAAUCGUUUCCAAGCAAUGAAUCACCUGAUGAUAAAGGUGGUGCUAGUUUCAUGGAUGAUGAAGACGCCACAACAUCCAAUAACGAAGGAGGAGACCCUCAUGAAGCGUUUGUUCUUGCUCUCACUUAUCUUGGAACAAAAGAUCUUCUUUUACUCGAAUGUGUUUGUAAAACUUUAUCUUCUACAAUACGUAGCGAUUCGUUAUUAUGGAGAACCAUUCACAUUGAUCAGCCAUUAAGUGAGAAGAUCACCGAUGAUAUUCUUGUCCAAUUAACCAACAGAUCAGAAGGUAAUCUCAGAUGUUUAACUCUUAUAAAAUGCCCAAGAAUCACAGAUGAUGGAUUGAAGCGUGUUUUGGAAACCAACCCAAAGUUGACGAAAUUGUCUGUUCCUGGAUGUACAAGAUUAAGCAUCGAUGGUAUUUUGAAUAACUUGAAGGCUUUCAAGCUGUCAGGGACAGGUGGCACUUCGGGUAUCAAACACAUAAGAACAGGUGGGUUUUAUGGGAUAACAUAUGAGCACUUCAAAGAGUUGAAGCUUUUGUUGGGUAGUGAUGACAACAACAUUCAGAAAAAUGAUUAUCUUCCUCAUUAUUAUCAUCGUGGGAAUCUGUAUCUACCAGAUGAUGAACGUGAUAUAGACGUUGAAGUAUGUCCAAGGAGAUGCCACGGUGUCAAAAGGUGCAACAGAUGGAUGUUGAUGUUUUUUGACGUGCUGGUGCCACGUCACACGGGUGAUGAGAAAAUUGGAAAAGGAAAAGUUAAAAAAAGAAGUCAGAUAGAUAGAACACGUGCGCAAUGGAUGUGA
Messenger RNA from Lactuca saligna, 1203 nucleotides. Lineage: Eukaryota; Viridiplantae; Streptophyta; Magnoliopsida; Asterales; Asteraceae. The record is from the annotation of a GenBank genome assembly.